AUGGCCUCCGGGUACCACUCCGGCCACUUCUCCCGGCCCCUAUCGGACGAUGACUAUCGCAACCUGGAGAAAAUGGCCGAAUAUGUCGCACGAAACGGGCCAGAGUUCCUGGAAUUGACGAAGGAACGACUGCGGGAUAACCCAUCCUACGCUUUCCUAUGGCCAAAUAGCCAGUAUCACGCACUGUUCCUUCAGAAACUGCAGCAACACCGACAUCAACAUGUUGCUCCGCGACCACUACAACAACCGCCGCCGCCGCCACCGCCGAUGUCGGCCCCACCGCCGCUGAAUGCCGGGGACUUAAAUGGCCAGAACGCGAUUCUAGCGCAGAUCGUAGCGGCCCUUACCAGUCCCGGCAUCCCUUCAGAGGUGGUCAUAGCCGGAAACGCACUCGCACUUUCCGUCGGCGGUACCGACCGCCUAUCCGAGUUUGCCAAAACUCUUCAAGCGGUGAUGCACGAUUGCUCGCAGACGAACAUCCACGCAAACACAUCCUGGGUGUCAAAGAACUGCAGCACGGCCGAGCAGUACGAUCUCUUUGUGCGGUUCCUGGUCGCCACGGCCGCCGCAAACCCUGGAUGGAAGAGUCAAUUGGCUGUGCUCUACCUGGUCAACGACAUAGUAUUCAACAACGAGAGUCGGAACCGCGCGUGGGCGACGCAGGCGAUGUUGGUGCAUCUGGGGCCGUUGCUCGGAUUGGUUCGCGCGGCUGCGGGUGGGGAUGUGAAGCAUUUGGAGAAGAUUGAGAAGGUGCUGGGGUUGUGGGAGAGUAAGGGGGUGAUGCAUCCGAAUGUUGUGCAGCAGUUGAGGCUGUCUGCGCAAGGGAUAGCGGUGCCUCAGAUGCAGACCAUGCCGGUGGGCCCGGCCGGAUGGCCACCGCUGAAUGCGGCGAACCCGUAUCCGCCAUCGAAUAUCCCACCACAGUUGGACGAUACUCAAAUCGGAGCCUCUGGACCGAUAUUCCCUACAUCCGUGGCUUUGCCGCAAAGCUACUCGCAUCCUCCUCCGCCGCCACCAGCUGCCCCACCAGCAUCAUGGUCUACGAUCAGCCACCCUCCUCCUCAAACGAACUCCGGAUGGAGUACCUUGCCACCCGCUCCUCAAUCCGCGAUGACUAUUCCUUCACCCAAGAAGCCCAUCCCACAUACCGCCGCGCCGUUCACCAACCACACAAAAGUCGGACCGCCCCCGCCACCGCCAGCACAGCAUCAACCCCCGCCAUCACCACUCCCCAUCCCCAAAAAGCACUACGAGCUCCCCGCCGCCCUCAUGCUCACAACCUACCCCCACCCUCCGCCCUCCGCCUACACCCCCAUCCCCAUCUCCAAAAUCCACCCCCGCCGCUUCGACGCAACCAUCUCCCCCGCACUCUCCGCCGCCAUCGACGAUUUCUACAAAGGCCUGGACGUCAUCCACACCAUGGUCCAGAAGGAGAUGGAGAAAGGCGGCGAGUUUGAAGAGAAGGAUAAUGAGGAGAAGGAGGCCGUUGUGGUGGAUGGGAGUCUGAGGAUUGGGAAGGAUGGGUGGGAGGUUGGGUAUCUGGCGGAUUGGUAUGCGAAAGUGGAUGUUUUGACGAAGGCGAGGGAAGUAAGGGAGAAGAAGGAAGGUGGCGGGGUGGGGUAUGGAGGGUCGGAUAAGAGGAAGCGGAGCUCCCACACCCGCAGCCCCUCCCCCACCCACAAACAAACACCGUCCAAACCCGCCAACGUCGGCUACAACCUCCUCAAAAAGCUCGGCUGGUCAGAAGGCACAGGCCUCGGCUCCCAAUCCCAAGGCAUCGCGACGCCCAUCCUCGCCCACGAAGCCUCCGGGGACCGACAUGCCGGUCUAGGCGCCUCCGGCGCUGGGGGGGAUGAGGCGGGCAUGUUUGAGCAUUGGAGGAAGGCGAAGAGCUAUAAUUAUGGAAGGGAGAGGAGUGGUGCGGCCGAAGAGGGAAGAGGGGUGAAGAGGAAGGAGGGGAGUGGGUGUUUUAAGUGUGGCCGGGCGGGGCAUAUUGCGAGGGAGUGUGAUGGAGGGGGGAGGAGGGGGUGA
Fimicolochytrium jonesii is the source of this 2031-nucleotide messenger RNA. RefSeq lists its product as uncharacterized. Gene Ontology annotation, molecular function: zinc ion binding; RNA binding. NCBI's taxonomy places the organism in Eukaryota, Fungi, Chytridiomycota, Chytridiomycetes, Spizellomycetales, Powellomycetaceae. Gene Ontology annotation, biological process: intracellular calcium ion homeostasis; RNA processing. Gene Ontology annotation, cellular component: perinuclear region of cytoplasm. The transcript has 2 exons. The record is from RefSeq and is a predicted model, not a curated record. The coding region runs from base 1 to 2031 and encodes 676 amino acids.